CGCGUCGUAGUAUAAAGCACGCACUCGUAACACACUGUAACAUAGGCACUUUUUUAUUAAAAAGGAAACAAAAUAAAAAAUAGACAAAAAAAAAAAAAAACAACACCCUAACUUAACUCACGUAGCUUAUUACACGAAAUAUUAUGACGAGGGUGAAGCUAUAGAAAGCUAGGACGUCAGGGGUAGCUUGAAAAACAUAUUCUAAAUAAUACUCACGUAGAAACAUAAUAUACGCGAGAGUUGGUAACAUUAUAUUUUUCAAACAAAAUAUAACAAUGUGCCGAUCAGUGAACUGGAAACGAGUUAUCCUCGUUUAUGUUUUCCAGAUUUAUUCCUACACAGCCGCAGCGGUAGUCCGCGUGCAUCUAGACGCCCCGAGGUACAUAGAAUAUCGAAGUACGGCGACCCUGACCUGCAACCACAGUGUUUCGGAAAGUGAUUUACAUAAGAUUGAGUUUAUUCGAAAUGGCAACAAAAUAUUCCAGUACAUCAAGGAUCGGAAUCCGCCUAUAAUCGAGCAUACAGUUCCCGGUGCCGAAUUGCAGUUGACGAACGAUAUGAGCGUAAUAAAAUUAAAGAAUAUCGGAUUCGAGGCGUCCGGCGAAUAUUCAUGCGACGUAUCAAUGGCGACGCCGAUUUACACGAAGGGUUCCAACACGGUGGAGAUACAAGUAAUCGUGCCUCAAUCCGGAGAUCCACGUAUAACAUUUAAGAAGCCUCAUUACUUUGUGGGAGAAAUCCUUGAGGCUAAUUGUACUUCGUCCCCUGCACGUCCGGCUCCUCAUUUAACUUGGUUCAUAAAUGGCAAAGAGGUGGACGCUUCGCUGGUUACGAUGUUUUCCAAAAACACGCUUGAACAUCAACUGAUGUCAACGGUUGCUCAAUUGAGCAUUGAAGUUUCAGCUUUACACGCAGGUGAAAAUGGUCGUUUAGAAAUCAGCUGCAAUUCGACAAUACCAACUUAUCCGAUGCACCAUGGACAGUACGCGGAUUGCAAGUCAGAGACUAAGUCAAUUAAAAUAAUUUCCGUUCCUCUCACGUCGGCGGCGUCAGGCAGUUGUUUACCUCGAGGGAACGUCGUCUUGUCGACAAUCAGCGUUAUUAUUAUCGCGAUAUAUAAGGUAAUCAAUUUACAAUUGAUACCCAUAAAACUAUUAGACGUAAAUAUUGUAUUAUAAAUAUAUAUGUAUGUAUAUAUAUUUUAUUAUACGUAAUAUUCAAAGGUGAAACGAUGCAUGGUAACAUGGAAAAAAUUUUGUUCGUAUAUGCGAGGAACCUACGACAUCUCCUCAUAUGUAUUAGAAAAUAAAAUAAUUAUUAUUAUCGUUAACCGUAUAACACUCUAUGGCGUGUUGCAGCAGUCGCAUAUUUCCAUUUUAUCUUGCACUCAUAUUUUCAGACUGUAAAAUAAUAUUUUAUGUGGUGGCAUACGUAUCAAUUUUAUUCAAUGACUUUACCUGUAUCAUCGUAUUCUAUAAGUGUAAAAUAUAUUUUUGGCAUUUUUUUUCUAUUUAUUCGAAAUCAAUCGAUCAUUUGCAAAUAAUGUAUAGAGUGCGUAUGCGAGCGGAUUUUAUUUAUUCAUCAACCUGAUUUUUCAUUUUCAACAAUACUUGCGUUAAUCGUACCGGAUGACAUCAAAUUAUUAAUUAUUAAUUAUCAUAUUUUUGUAAUAACAACGACGCGGGCAUGAAAAAAGUGAGACUCAAUAUUCUACAUAUCGUUCGAAAUUACGUCGUUGAUGCCCAUGCACAUCAGAGUUUCUUUGACUUGCGACAAAUCUGCGCUCAUCGGAACGAACAACAGAUAAAUGAAAUUAUCUAUCUAGAUAGAAAAUUGUUCGAUUUAACCCUUCACCGCGCUACUUUGCAUAUCUGCAUUAUUAUUAACUUUUAAGAAGCGCGAGUCGAAGGGUUGAGUGUAGAAACAUAAAAAUUGCAUGUCUAUCGAAGUUGGAAAUAAUAAAAUAUAUAGUAAAAAAUGUUAUACAUACCAUAUAAUAGAAAUGCAAAUAAGUCUUGCGGACUGAAUUAUAAUUAUACACGUACAGAUACAUGAUAUAUACGUAUAUUAUAUACCAACUGGUACCAUUAACGUGAAUUGACGAUGAAGAAUUAAAAUUUGCUGAUUAUUGCAAAGUUGAAUUAUAAAUAUAUCUAUAUAUUUUUAACAAAUUUGCAGAUCCUCGGUUAAUUCAACUUUGGAAUUAUUUAGAAGAAAAAAUAAAGAAUAAAAAGAAAAAAAAAAGAUAUAAUAGAAAAAUAGAAAAAUCGCUAAGUAUUAUUGCGUCAAGUACGAUUUGGAUUGUGUAUGUUGAUGUAAAUCGUUUCGUAGGCAAAUUUUUUGUUUGGUUUUUUUCUUUCAAUGAUUCGAUGAAUCACCAGAGCUUAAACUCCACGAGGCAAUCUUAAAUCUUAUACUACAAUUAAACUAUACUAUACAUAUACAUAUAAUAAUGUAAAAUGUCAUAUGACGAAACUCUUCUUCCUGGUUUGGCUCGACACUGCACACAAGAGCGUGAAACGAACCAAAUAACAAACAAAUAUGUCAAUGAUUUUGCCUUUUGUGUUUUGUACGCAAUUUAACAGAUGUGAAUGUAUAUAUGCAAGGUAUUCAAUUUUCAACGAAGUGUUAGAUUAUCCUGAAAACAAUUCGUUGCCUGGAAAAUAGUUCGAACGAAAGUUGCAGGUUUUCGAGGGGCAGACUAAUCAGUGAAAUCCAGUUCAACACUAUGAAGCGACAGAAUGAUGGCUCAGUUUUUCCAAUGAUUUUUCCCUGAACAUGAAACUCGAAUUUCGUUUUCUUUGUGAGAAAUAACAAUUGUGUUUGUUUUCGUAAAAAAUCGAGCAAAGAACAUCAACCAAAGUGAAAUUGGUCCUGCAAGCUUCGUUUGGGAAUGAACUGCGACUUCUAUUUCUCACAAAAAAAAAGAAAUUUCAAGAGCGUUUUCGGGACGAUCGAACCCUUCAUUCGAAAUGGGACAUAUCCUAUGGAUGUACUUUUGUGAAAAAAAGCGAAAAAAAUAAACGAAUAAGAUGAAUAUUAAUGAAUAGUUGAAACGGCCCUCAAUAUGUAGUAGAUGUUCAAUCCCAGAGGGAAUUGUGGAUUAAUCAAUUUAUAUAGGUAGUUAUCAAGAACAAGAAUUGAUAAUUUUACAAUCAAACUCCCUAAGUGUAAAUAAUAAAUAAAUGUUAUGUUUUAUAUUAGAGGUCUUACCGCAGCUAGCACCAAAUGAAAUGCUAAAUUUAGAAAAACAAAUAAAAAUUCGACAUCCUCGUACGCGGAGAUUUGCACGUUGGCUGAAAAUACAUUUUAGUCUGCGGUCAACGAUUUGCACACCUAAAUAUCACGAGUAGAGCGCGAGGCAUAGAGCGUAUGAAAACGGAUACGAUAACCGAAAAGUACGUGUCCUUAAUUUUCGCAAUAUAUGUAUAUAUAUAUAUAAUUUUUUCUGAAGCAAGGAAUUAUUGAUCUUCAGUUUCAUCCUAUUUUCACUAUUUACAUAGCUACGAUAUCAUACUUCGACGAGCGGAUAAAGCGAAUUGAUUCAAUGUUCCAAAAUUUUUUCUAACGAUUUGAAUUUUCUGCAUCGAUCCGUGAUUCGCCGGGUUGUUUAUCUUACAUUUGAAUCCUACGCGAGACCCUGUAGAGAGUGAAGAGUACAGAUGAUGAAAAUUCUAAUAUAAAUCCGAAGGUUUUCUUCGCUCGUUCGAGAGUAUAGUUGUUCUGUCAUAUUAUAUGAUUCCUACGCAAAAAAAACCCAAACAAUAAUAGUCGUUAGUUAUUGUCUACGAUUUACGCUCAUUGUAUCUAUAAUAUUCAUGCAAAGAUCAGCACUGCCAGAGAUUCAUAAUAAAUACAAUAAAUAUAAUUAUGCAUACGAUAUGGGCGAGUCGCUCGUGCUGUAAGCGAGGGAAUUUGUAUACCACGAACGAAUCGCGACUCGUCAAUUAUUGUUAUAAAAACUGAAAAUAUAUUUUUCGUCAAUUUCAAAUACGACAAAUAAAUCAAAUGGUCUCUGAUUGAAGCUGCAGAUAGCUGUUGAAUACGGAGAGCGGUAGCUGUUGUAACUAUAUAGGUAUAUACAUAUUUACAUGGUAUUUUAUUUAUAUAUACAUAUGAAAUAUAUGUAUAUAAUAUAUUUGUGUUACGUUUAUUUCUGCGAGCCGAAAUAGAGCGAUCACUUUAAUCGAAUAGAGAGAAUAAUGAAGAACAUGAAAAUUCGAUCGCUCGAAUUGUCGCUGGUAGAAUUCAAAAUAUCAUUGUUAAUAUAAUUUGUAUCUACACUACGUCAAUAUAAAAAUAAAUAAAAAAAAGUUGGAUCAA
Messenger RNA from Athalia rosae (coleseed sawfly), 4323 nucleotides. RefSeq lists its product as uncharacterized. The transcript has 6 exons. The record is from RefSeq and is a predicted model, not a curated record. Lineage: Eukaryota; Metazoa; Arthropoda; Insecta; Hymenoptera; Athaliidae. Bases 276 to 1178 code for a protein of 300 amino acids.